This is a messenger RNA of Bombina bombina (fire-bellied toad), 1787 nucleotides long. RefSeq names its product tubulin delta chain-like. Gene Ontology annotation, biological process: microtubule cytoskeleton organization; mitotic cell cycle. The transcript is spliced from 11 exons. Gene Ontology annotation, molecular function: structural constituent of cytoskeleton; GTP binding. Gene Ontology annotation, cellular component: microtubule; cytoplasm. The record is from RefSeq and is a predicted model, not a curated record. Bases 151 to 1422 code for a protein of 423 amino acids. Lineage: Eukaryota; Metazoa; Chordata; Amphibia; Anura; Bombinatoridae.
CUAUGGCUCCUCCUCUGCCUGAGUACAGCGGAAGCUGCUCAAUCUCGUCUACUUCCUACAGCAAAUGGUCACAGGCGGGGAGGGGCAGGUAAUGCACACUGUGCUCCUACUAACUGCCGUUCACUCACCUCGUGUGACACCUUGUAGGAAAUGUCCUUGGUUUGGCUUCAAGUUGGACAAUGUGGCAAUCAGAUUGGGCAGGAAUGGUGGCAAAUACUCACCAACAAUGUAUCCAAAACCAGCCCAGACAGGUAUCCAUAUUUCUCCCGGGAUGGUAUGAUAAACGCUAUUUGUGUGGACAGUGAGCCAAAAGUGAUUAGAAAGUUACAGAAGCAAGUGAAGAAUGGGUGUUUCCGAGACACUAAUCUUGUUGUGGAACGGAGAGGGAGAGGAAAUAACUGGGCGUAUGGGUACAGCAGUGUUUCCUCUGGUACUGAGAAAAGCCUGCUGGAGCGGAGCAUGGAAAGCUUGCGCAAGGAGGUGGAACGCAGAGACUGUUAUAGCGGCACCGUGAUGCUGCACAGCCUCUGUGGAGGCACCGGGUCUGGUCUUGGUGCCCGUCUGUGUGAGGAGAUCAGAGACACAUACCCAGCAGGGCACAUACUGUCUGUAACUGUUGCCCCUCAUGAGUCUGGGGAUACUCCCCUGCAGCACUACAAUUCCCUCCUCUGCCUGACCUGGUUACAGAGAUACUCGGAUGGCGUCCUCCUUUUUAAGAAUGACGACGUGCUGAAGAGGUCCGAAGCUCUAGUAGAGAAGAAGGUCCCCAGUUUGUCGGGUGCUCAGCCUCCCACCUCGCUCAGUGCCAUGAACACUUACAUUGCAUCCUGUUUGGCAGGGAUCCUAUACCCCACAGAUACACUCCGGACCAGGAGUGCUGUUAGCGUUGGUCUUGAGCCCUGGGAACUGAUAAGGUCUGUGUGCCCCAUGCCUGCGCUGAAGUUUCUCCACAUGGCCCAGGUCCGCAGAAGGGGAACAGCCUUUUGGGACAGAUUGGCCUCUUCUGUGGUCCAGAACUUACCCCGUGUGUCCCAUGAUGGGACUCUUCACCACAGCCUGGCGGUCCUUGCAGCAGCUCGUAGCUCCCAAGAUGAUUCGAUGUUCCUUGCCAGGGACUUAUUGCUGAUGAAACUCAAGCAGUCUUACCACUGUGUUCCCUGGAAUCCUUUUCCCAUUGACUACUGGACAGCCUCGGAAAACAUUCUAGACCCUUCAUGUCACAGUCACUCGCUGACAGUCUGUGCCAACCACUCCAAUGCAGCAGACCUGAUGAAGAGUGUAAUACAAAGAGCUCAGGCCAUGUAUGAGGCUCGUGCCUACUUACACUGGUUCAACAAAUAUGGCUGUGAGGACGAGGACUUCCAGAUGGCUUUUGACACCCUAAAAUGUGUUGUGGAGGAGUACAGCCAGCUGGGGGAGUAAAGACUUUAGUUUGUUUUUACUUUAGAGUCACGAGUGCCUUAAAUGGACAGUACAGCCAAAAUUAAAGGGACGGUAAAGUCAAAAUUAAACUUUCAUGGUUCAGAUAGGGCAUGUAAUUUUAAACAACUUUCCAAUUUACUUUUAUCAUCAAAUGAGUCAAUUUCUCUUGGUAUUCUUUGCUAAACCUAGGUAGGCUCAUAGGCUGAUUGCUAAGCCCUUGAAGGCCGCCUUUUAUGUCGGUGCAUUUUAUUAACUUUUAAAGCUAGACAAUGCUAGUUCAUCUGUUUCAUAUAGAUAACAUUGUGCUCACUGCCAUGGAGUUAUUUAGGAGAGGACACUGGCUAAAAUGCAAGUCUGUCAAAAGA